AUGAUAUUUAAGACAUUAUUUCUUAUUUUAAUAUUUUCAAAAUGUGUACCGUCGGAAGUGUUUACAAUAGGUGGAAUAUUUUACUCAGACUCCGAAGAUCUGAAGGCAGCUCUUGUUGUAAGCGCAAAAAAGUAUGAUUUUAAUGUUUCAAUAAGGGAAGUGUCAAGAAACGGUGAAAUACUCGAUUUAAAUGAUGUUAUAUGUGAACUUGCGGAGGAGGGAGUAAUAGGGAUCAUAGAUGGCACAGGUGGUCAAUCAACGGCGUUUAUUCAAGCUCUAUGUGAUAUGUUGGAAUUACCCCACGUCACCGUACAGCAUAAUGACGUAAAUGAUAAAAACGCCUUCAUACUGAAUUUACAUCCCAGUUCCGCAGCUUAUAAUAUGGUAAUGGAAAAAUUGGUAGCACGAAAAGGCUGGCCAACUUUUACAAUACUUUAUUUAAAAGGUUACAAUAUAGCUCGUAUAAGCAGUUUAUUGAAAAUGAAUACUCACAAUGACAGAUAUAUUGUAACUGCUAGAGAACUGAGUGGCGACGACUACAGGGAUGCUCUUAUUAAAGCACGGGACAGUGGCUAUACGAACUUUGUAGUCGAUUGUCCUACAGCAAAUUUGGAAUUAAUUUUGAAGCAUGCUCAAGAAGUUGGUUUGAUGGCUGAUGAACACUCAUACAUAUUUGUAUCAACUGAUUUGUUUACAAAGGAUUUAGAAAGAUACAGAUAUGGGGGAGUUAAUAUGACGGGUCUGAGUUUAGGAAACUUGGAACAGAAUGAAGAUCUAUGGAAUUUCACGGAUAUGUUUAACAGAGAAUCUGGUUUAGCUCUUGAAUCAAUUCAACUUAAAAGUAAAAUCUUAUUGAUACAUGAUGCUGUUCUUAUAUUUAUGAAGGCUACAGAAAAGAUGAAGAAAUAUCUGAAAAAACCAGUGGAUCUAAGCUGCGUAAAUUAUACUUCGUGGAAUCACGGAUCUUCAUUGUUAAAUUUCAUGAAAACUAAUAAAGUCGAAGGAUUUACGCGAUCAUUAUUAUUUGAUGGUUACGGAGACAGGAAUAAUGUCAUAUUUGAUAUUCUUGAAGUCACACCCGCUGGAAACCAAACGAUUGGAAACUGGAAUAAUAGCGAUCUCAUAAUUACUAGACAGUCCGUGGGUUCAACCGAUAUUGUUGAAGAGACUAUCAUGAUGAAUAGAACGUUUAAAGUGUUAAUUUCAACAUCCCCUCCUUAUGGAUACGUCAAAGAAUCAACACAUCAAUUAGAAGGAAACGAUCGUUAUGAAGGAUUUACGAUAGAUUUAAUUGAAAAAUUAUCGCAAAUAUUAGGAUUUAAUUAUGAAUUUGAAGAACAAAAUGCUUAUGGUUCCCUGGACAAAGUGACAAAAAAAUGGAAUGGAAUGGUUCUACAACUUAUGGAAGAUAGAGCAGACUUCGCCAUUUGCGAUUUUACAAUGACAUCGAUACGACAAAGUGUAAUAGAUUUUUCAACGCCAUUCAUGACUCUCGGAAUAGGAAUUUUGUACAAAGAACCUAGCAAGCAACCUCCUGCAAUGUUUUCUUUUAUGGCUGUUUUCUCAAAGGAAGUUUGGUACUAUAUGGUGUUGGUGCAGCUAGGUCUUGGAGUGAUAAUGAUAUUUGUCGGUCGAAUUUCGCACAAAGAAUGGCAGAAUCUAGUACCUUGCAUUGAAACCCCAGAAGAGUUAAUCAAUCAGUUUAGUUUUUCGAAUUCCGUGUGGCUUAUUAUCGGAUCAGUUAUGCAACAAGGAUCUGAGAUUGCUCCAAUAGCAUUAGCACCACGUUUAAUAACAAGUGUUUGGUGGUUCUUUACAAUGGUAAUAGUGGCGUCAUACGUAGGGACGCUGGUAGCCUUCCUAACGGUUGAGAAGAAUGUUCUUCCUUUUGAAACAGUAGAGCAGCUUUACAAGCACAAGUCAAUCUCAUAUGGUGCUAAGCUAAAUGGAUCAACAAAAGAUUUCUUUGAGCAUUCAACCAACCCUACACUUAUGAAUAUGUACAAGAAAAUGAUUGAAAAUAACUGGUUAGUCGAUAACAACGAUAUAGGUGUAGCAAGAACCGAAAAUGAAACAUAUGCCUUUUUCAUGGAAUCGACGUCUUUGGAAUAUUACAAAGAAAGGCAUUGUGAUUUACUCCAAAUAGGGAAUUUACUUGAUUCGAAAAGAUCACCUUACAAAAAAUAUAUAGACUACGGAUUGCUCAAGUUAAAGGAGUCAGGUGAAAUUGAGAAGUUGAAAAACAUUUGGUGGAAAGAAAAACGUGGCGGUGGCAAAUGUGGGAUAAAACAAGAUGAAGAGCAGAAACAACUUGGCUUGAAAAACAUGUUGGGUGCCUUCGUGGUUUUGGGCGCCGGUUGUAUAAUUGGAUUGUUCAUAUCUAUAACUGAUAUGUUAUGGGGGGUCUUCAAGCGUUCUGUUAAGUAUAAUACAACAUUCAAGUACGAGCUUGUCGAAGAGCUUAAGUUCGCGCUUAAAUUUAGCGGUGAUAUAAAACCCGUGAAGAGACCGCCACGGGAGCAAGGAAGCGUAGAGACACUUGCGGAUGCUGAAGGGAAGGAUGAGGUUAAAUCACUACGCUCUAUUCGAUCUGGAAGAUCAACUGACACUCACCGAACCCAUCACUCCCACAGCUCCAAACAUUCUUCGAGUGGCCUAAGCGUAGCCUUUGCGAGGCGACGUAAAUACAGUUAA
This is a messenger RNA of Parnassius apollo (apollo), 2694 nucleotides long. Lineage: Eukaryota; Metazoa; Arthropoda; Insecta; Lepidoptera; Papilionidae. The record is from the annotation of a GenBank genome assembly.